AAAAAAAAAGUAACUGCUGCAUUUUUGUCUGACAACCCCAACCUCUGGAUCUCUUGAAAUUAUAAGCUUCUCUUUGAAAUUGCAAUCCAUUGACCAACAGGUCAAACCUAAGAGUUCUACAUGACCGCUUAUCUUUGGAUGGUUGAGUGUUGAUCUGCCGAGGAGAGCCCUGGGUGAAGCCAAGGCUGCCUGCGAAGGUCCACCCUCCCAAUUGUUCGUCCAGCACGUUCCAAAACUGUUUCUUCAAAAGUUGCUGCGGACACUUUCAAGACUGUAUCCCAAAGUAGAAACGCAGCAGUCCCAGGCAUUGGCAAUGGGCAGCGUGCGUGCCAAUCGCUACAGCAUCGUGUCUUCGGAGGAAGACGGAAUGAAGCUGGCCACCAUGGCGGUCGCCAACGGUUACGGCAACGGCAAGGGCAAGAUCCACACGAGGCAGCAGUGCCGGAGCCGGUUUGUGAAGAAGGACGGGCGUUGCAACGUGCAGUUUGUAAACAUGAGUGAGAAGGGGCAGCGGUACCUGUCUGACAUCUUCACCACCUGCGUGGACAUCCGCUGGCGAUGGAUGCUGGUCAUCUUCUGCCUCUCCUUCAUCUUGUCCUGGCUCUUGUUUGGUUGUAUGUUUUGGCUCAUUGCACUGAUGCACGGCGACUUGGAAAAGACCGAGAGCCCGACAGACCACGAGCCGUGUGUGUCCAAGGUCAACAGCUUCACCGCCGCCUUCCUCUUCUCCAUCGAGACGCAGACGACCAUCGGUUACGGCUUCCGCUGCGUGACCGAAGAGUGCCCCGUCGCUGUCAUCACCGUGGUUUUCCAGUCCAUCGUGGGCUGCAUCAUCGACGCCUUCAUCAUCGGGGCCGUCAUGGCGAAGAUGGCCAAACCCAAAAAGAGGAACGAGACGCUCAUCUUCAGCGACAACGCAGUGAUCGCCAUGAGAGACGGGAAGCUCUGCCUAAUGUGGCGUGUUGGGAACCUGCGCAAGAGCCACUUGGUGGAAGCCCACGUGCGAGCCCAGCUGCUGAAAUCUCGAGUGACUUCAGAGGGUGAAUACAUACCCUUGGAUCAAAUAGACAUUAAUGUAGGUUUCGACAGUGGAAUAGAUAGGAUAUUUCUCGUGUCGCCCAUCACUAUAGUGCACGAAAUCGACGAAGACAGUCCUUUCUAUGACGUGAGCAAACAGGAUCUGGAUAACUCGAACUUUGAGAUCGUGGUCAUUCUGGAAGGGAUGGUGGAGGCCACGGCCAUGACGACACAGUGUCGGAGUUCGUACCUGGCCAACGAGAUCCUCUGGGGCCACCGCUUCGAGCCGGUGCUCUUUGAGGAGAAGAACUACUACAAGGUCGACUACUCGCGCUUCCACCGGACCUACGACGUGCCCAACACGCCCCUGUGUUGCGCCCGAGACUUGGCGGAAAAGAAGUACAUCCUGUCCACGGCCAACUCCUUCUGCUACGAGAACGAGGUGGCGCUAAUGAACAAAGACGAAGAGGAGAGCGAGGGCGGCUCACCGGAGACCGUCAGCGCGGAGGCGCCUCCCAGCACGGACCACAAUCAGGCCACUGUGCCUCUGGAGCCCCGGCCGCUCAGGCGGGAGUCCGAGAUCUAAGAACAAAGUUGUCUUUUCUUAAAUUAAUCAAUCAAUCAAUCAAUCAAUUCAAAAAGUAUUGGUCAAAAGAGAGAGAAAGAGAGAGAGAGAAACAAAGCACAUUGCGUUGAACUGGGCACAGGAACAGUGAAGCAAGGACGGUACUCUCGAGGUGAGACUUAGGCUCAAAGUAACUGCGACACAGGUCGAUAGCCUCUUAUUGCAGAAGAUGACGAGAAAUUGUUUUUAAAUCUUUCGAGCAAAAGCACUAAAUGGAUGGUUUCUUACACGACUGCGGAGGCACAUAAUACAGUAUGCAUUGACGUACGCUGAAACGUUUGGCAAAACUUGAACUUGCAAGCAAGACUGGGUGGAUGCAAAUGGAUCUGGUAACUGUCCGUGCUCUACAAGAUGCCUCGCGAUUGCAGCUCAUCAGCUCCAAUGGAGCUGUUUUGGUCUGUGCAUCCCACGGAAUGGCUUAACUCACUUUGUUCACUUUAAGUACAGUGACCACUGAGGACUGCAGUUACUAGACAAAGGUCUUACCGUUAGCAAGUGAGCCUGCAUUCUUAAUAGUAUUUAUUACACUGGUUUUCUUCCAUUGAUUUUUAAAAUAUAUAUAUAUAUAGGGGGAAAAACUCAUCCAUAUUUAUGCUCUCCAGUUUUUUGGGUUUAUUGUCUAUUUGUUUUUUUUAUAUAUAAAAUCCCUUCCAAACUAUUCCCUCCCACCACCUCUCCCAAAUGUUACAGUUCUUGAAACUACGUUCAGUUUCCAGUCUUGAGGUAGUGAGUGCAGACGGAACUCUAUACCGCAGUUAAUCGCAACGCUCAUCAAACCCACAAAAUGUCAAUUCACUUUACAGUGUAUCCUGUGAAGCGCUUUGAAACUUUUCAA
Callorhinchus milii (elephant shark) is the source of this 2477-nucleotide messenger RNA. Its product is annotated as potassium inwardly rectifying channel subfamily J member 2. The coding region runs from base 314 to 1603 and encodes 429 amino acids. Gene Ontology annotation, cellular component: plasma membrane. The record is from RefSeq and is a predicted model, not a curated record. Gene Ontology annotation, molecular function: inward rectifier potassium channel activity. The transcript is spliced from 2 exons. Lineage: Eukaryota; Metazoa; Chordata; Chondrichthyes; Chimaeriformes; Callorhinchidae. Gene Ontology annotation, biological process: regulation of monoatomic ion transmembrane transport; potassium ion import across plasma membrane.